AUGUCUGCCCACUUCUCGAACCCUCUCUUCCCACCCCACGACGACGCAGACGACCUCGACGACUUUGCCAGUGACAUCGGCUCAGAUGUCUACACCGACAUCUCCAUGGAUCCCUUCUCCCCCAGCAUCGCAAGCUCAAGAACGUCGGCUGAUAUUUCCAUCCGCUCAGCUUCACCCGCACCCUCCGUAUAUUCUCUCACAAGUUCUCUAAGAGCCCAGUCUUUCCGUCACGAGUACGGCAGAGGCCUCAAUAACUACUCCGAAGUAUAUCGUUUGCCUGCAGACGACGAGGAACUCGAACGUCUAGAUAAACAAUACGACAUGUUUUACAGAGUCAUGGGCAAAUAUCCAAAUCCCCUCCCACAAAUACUCGCAGACGACGUUCCUGGAGAAACAAAGGCCGUUUUAGAUCUCGGCUGUGGAAGUGGAAAAUGGAUCAUGGAUGUCGCGUGUGAAUUUCCACACUCGACCGCGGUAGCUGUCGACCUCGUUCCCAUGCAGUCUCUAUCCAUGCCGCCAAAUUGCAGGAGUGAAGUCGACGAUAUUAACCUCGGACUUGAACAUUUUUACGGUGACUUUAACGUCGUCCAUGCCCAGCUUAUUUCUUCAGGGAUCAAAGAUUACAAAGGCCUCAUAGAUCACAUCAGCCACGUCCUCAGACCAGGCGGACUCAUCGACCUCACAGAAUUCCCCUUCACCUUCCACUCCUACGACAAGAAAAUGAUGCUCCCCUCUCCCGACGACCUCCAGGCCCCCUGGGCGCCCCUCUGGAUGUCCCUCGCCAACGGCGCAGUGCGCAAACAGGGCGGCAGCGCCGACGCGUCUUUCAAUCUGCACAGAUGGAUCUCGGAGCACCCCGCGUUCGAAGAUGUGACGUACAGGGAGUGGUGGAUACCGUGUUCGCCGUGGCUGCAGGGGAAGGACGCGGAGAGCGUGUUUUGGAACGAGAUUGGGGCGACGAUGCGGGAUGAUAUUUUGGUGGGUGGACGGCGACGGUCUUUUUCGCCUCCUCUUUCUUUCCUUUUGCAAGCGGCGUUUAUGAGCUCUGGACGGCCGCUUCUGCUCGGCAGUGGGUAUUCGGAGGCGCUGGUGGACGAUAUAGAGGCAAAGGCGCGUGCUGAACUGCUCGAAGCUCGGACUCCAAGUUAUGUCCAUGUACAAAAUGUGUAUGCGCGGAAGAAACAUCACUGA
Serpula lacrymans var. lacrymans S7.9 is the source of this 1191-nucleotide messenger RNA. RefSeq lists its product as uncharacterized. Lineage: Eukaryota; Fungi; Basidiomycota; Agaricomycetes; Boletales; Serpulaceae. The coding region runs from base 1 to 1191 and encodes 396 amino acids. The transcript is spliced from 7 exons. The record is from RefSeq and is a predicted model, not a curated record.